This is a messenger RNA of Anguilla anguilla (European eel), 2535 nucleotides long. RefSeq names its product eukaryotic translation initiation factor 4A1B (gene eif4a1b). Gene Ontology annotation, molecular function: RNA helicase activity; translation initiation factor activity; ATP binding. Gene Ontology annotation, cellular component: cytoplasmic stress granule. The record is from RefSeq and is a predicted model, not a curated record. Lineage: Eukaryota; Metazoa; Chordata; Actinopteri; Anguilliformes; Anguillidae. Gene Ontology annotation, biological process: cytoplasmic translational initiation. The transcript has 11 exons. The coding region runs from base 84 to 1304 and encodes 406 amino acids.
GCGCUACUGCAAUCAAAAAGCUACUCUGGUGACCACGUUGAACUAUAUAACACAUUUUCACCGCGAACUCACCCUUUGUGAUAAUGUCGGCAGAUUAUGAAGAGAGACCCAGAGACAAUGGCCCCGAGGGCAUGGAGCCGGAAGGAGUCAUUGAGAGCAACUGGAACGAGAUCGUGGACAGCUUUGAUGACAUGAACCUGCGUGAGACUUUGCUUAGAGGAAUCUACGCCUAUGGUUUUGAGAAGCCCUCUGCCAUUCAGCAGCGGGCCAUUCUCCCUUGUAUCAAGGGGUAUGAUGUGAUUGCACAGGCACAGUCAGGCACAGGGAAGACCGCCACCUUCGCCAUCUCGAUCCUGCAGCAGAUCGACACUGAGCUGAAGGGCACGCAGGCUCUAGUCCUGGCCCCCACCAGAGAGUUGGCUCAGCAGAUUCAGAAGGUGAUUCUGGCCCUGGGUGACUACAUGGGCGCGUCGUGCCAUGCCUGCAUCGGGGGAACCAACGUGCGGAACGAGGUGCAGAAGCUGCAGGCGGAGGCACCCAACAUAGUGGUGGGGACCCCAGGCCGCGUCUUCGACAUGCUUAACCGCAAGUUCCUCUCUGCCAAGUAUAUUAAGAUGUUUGUGCUGGAUGAGGCUGAUGAGAUGCUGAGCAGAGGGUUCAAGGACCAGAUCUACGAGAUCUUCCAGAAGCUGGCCACGAACACGCAGGUGGUGCUGUUGUCUGCCACAAUGCCCCUCGAUGUGCUAGAGGUCACCAAGAAGUUCAUGCGAGAGCCUGUGCGCAUCCUGGUGAAGAAGGAAGAGCUGACGCUGGAGGGUAUUCGCCAGUUCUACAUCAACGUGGAGAAAGAGGAGUGGAAGCUGGACACCCUGUGUGACCUGUACGAGACCCUGACCAUCACUCAGGCCGUCAUCUUCAUCAACACCCGGCGGAAGGUCGACUGGCUGACCGAGAAGAUGCACGCCAGAGACUUCACCGUCUCUGCCUUGCACGGAGACAUGGACCAGAAGGAGCGCGACCUGAUCAUGAGGGAGUUCCGCUCAGGGUCCAGCAGAGUCCUCAUCACCACUGACCUGCUGGCCAGAGGAAUUGAUGUACAGCAGGUGUCCCUGGUCAUCAAUUACGACCUUCCUACCAACCGUGAAAACUACAUUCACAGGAUUGGCCGAGGGGGUCGUUUUGGCAGAAAAGGGGUGGCCAUCAACAUGGUGACUGAAGACGACAAACGCACACUUCGUGACAUCGAGAGCUUCUACAACACCACCGUGGAGGAGAUGCCCAUGAACGUGGCCGACCUGAUCUAGAAAUGUCCACUGAACCCCCUCACAGGAGAUCACGCUCUUGUCCCCCACCCCACCAGACACAAGCAUCCUUUAACCUCUCCAAAGACCUCCUCCCUUCUCCAAAUUUGUGCUUUGAUGCAAAUGCAGAAGCCAUAAAUGUCCCCCUUGGGACUGUGGAUUCUAUUACACGCUGCUGCCGUUGAAUAAAAUCCACAGUUCUCUAGGCUGGCAUCAGAACCUGGCCAGUGUGUUCAUCCAUUAUUCAUUUAGUCACCUUGCCUGUCCAGGAUAUAUUUUUUCUCUCUCCUGAAACUCUUAAUCUCCGCCACCCCCUUCCUACGCAUUAAUAUUCCGGAAUUUCCAGCACCCGUUGGAGCACUUUGAGCCUCCAGGUGGUGCAAAGAAAAUGGACGCCCUUGUAGGCCAGUAAAAGUGGCAUCACAUCCCCCAUAUUGGCUCCAUGAUGGCCGCUCUUCAGUGGUUCCACUGCCCUUCGUUUUCUCUGUUGACUUCCCCAACACUGGUGUGUUACUGUUGCAACUGUCUGGGGGUGUUGUAAUGGAGGGGAAAAAUGGGGUCAUUGCACAAUUUUUUUUUUUUUUCAAUAUACAUUAUUACAUAUGAAUGUUUUUACAGUAUUCAAUAAAUGAUUUAAAAAAAUGAACAGUGAGUCAAAGUUUGCUGUGCAGGGUUAUAAAGACGAGCAAUUUUCAGGCUUGAGCUGUCUCAGUCCCGGUAUUGUUUUACCAUUAGUUUUUUAUUUUUAAUCUAAAAAGUUAUACCAUGCGAUUUGUAGAUUAAAAUUUUCUAUUGGGAGUGGGGUGGGACACGAGGGGCAGUGGACCUGCAGAAAUGUGGUCAUCAGAAGAAAAUGCCAUUUGAGCUGUGUGUUUACAAGUUUUGUUUUAACUUUAAAAGUAUGAAAUGGUGACGUGUAGUAUUUCUGCUUUUGAUAUUGUGUAGUCUUAAAUAAUGUCCCAAGCUAAAAAUGGAUGAGUUUAAAUAUUAAAUUUAAAAUUAAAAAGGACACUGCUCAUUACCGCCAGGGGUGCUUUUAGUGGUCUCUUGAGAUUUUUAGAGGAUGGGGUCCUACAUCUGUACUGUGGAAGUGGUGCCAGACUCUGAAAGGUGUUUGGACUCCUGCAGCAAACCCAUAUAAACAUGCACACCGCCUCAAUAUUCACAUAUACAUCAUUUUACAAAUUUGCGGGUGGGGUGCAACUUCAAUAAAACUGCGAAUGAACAAAAACUA